Molecule: messenger RNA, 5168 nt
Organism: Populus trichocarpa (black cottonwood)
Lineage: Eukaryota; Viridiplantae; Streptophyta; Magnoliopsida; Malpighiales; Salicaceae
Product: ARF guanine-nucleotide exchange factor GNOM
Exons: 3
Coding region: 358-4752 (1464 amino acids)
Biological process (GO): regulation of ARF protein signal transduction
Molecular function (GO): guanyl-nucleotide exchange factor activity
Source: RefSeq, a predicted model, not a curated record
AAAAAAAGAAAAGGAAAAGGGAGAAAAAAGGGUGAUUAGAAUUGUGUUUAUAAAUCUGUAGAGGAGGUGGAAGGAAGAAAUGAAAAAAAGAGCAGAAUUGAGACGCGUAUCCAUUCCUCAGAUCCACAUUCUCACACCUUCCUAAGGGAUGAUGCCAUAUUUUUGAUUGAGCUGAACAACACAAGCGGAUCAAUUUAGCCGGGCCCAUCAAGUUUGGGACAAAGGCAUUUUGUAGCUGUUGCUGUUGUUUGUUGCCUAUGAAGGGCAUGCUGUAAUCAAGUUCUUGUUCCUUCUCUGCAUAGCAACCAGGAAUCGCAGACAGGAGUUCUGGUUGUAUUGAGAGGAUACUGUAUUGAUAUGGGGAGAAUAAAGCUACAGUCUGGAAUUAAGGUGAUUGAGGAAGAACCUGAGGAGUGCGGUACUUCUGAAUCUUACAGAGCUACUAUAGUAUGCAUGAUUAAUGCAGAAGCAGGUACUGUGUUGGCAGUGAUGAGGAGAAAUGUGAGAUGGGGGGUUCAUUAUAUGUCAGGUGAUGACCAACUAGAAGACUCUCUAAUUCAAUCUUUGAAGACGUUGAGGAAGCAAAUCUUCUCCUGGCAGAAUCCAUGGCAUACCAUCAACCCUGCACUUUAUCUUCAGCCCUUUUUGGAUGUGAUUCGAUCUGAUGAAACAGGUGCACCAAUCACUGGGGUUGCUUUGUUGUCUGUUUACAAGAUAUUAACUCUUGAUGUGAUUGAUGAAAAUACUGUAAAUGUUGAAGAUGCUAUGCAGUCAGUGGUUGAUGCUGUCACUGGUUGUCGGUUUGAGGUGACAGAUCCUGCAUCAGAAGAAGUGGUAUUGAUGAGGAUACUUCAAGUUCUUCUGGCUUGCAUGAAGAGUAAAGCAUCAGUCAUGUUAAGUAAUCAGCAUGUUUGUAUCCUAGUGAACACUUGUUUUCGUAUAGUACAUCAAGCAGGCAGUAAAAGUGAGUUGCUGCAGAGGAUUUCUCGCCACACUAUGCAUGAACUUAUCAGGUUCAUUUUUUCACACCUUCCAGAUGUUGAAAACACAAACCAGGCAUUGGUAGAUGGUGUUGCUACUGUCAAACAGGAGAGUGGGGGGCUGGGUAAUGAUUAUGCUCUUGGGAGUACACAGAUGGAGAAUGGCAAUUGUAAUUCAGAAUUGGGUGGUCAGGCAUCCUCUGUGAGGUUUGGUUCCGAUGCUUCCACAGGUCUUGCCGCAAUUGAAGAAAAUGCAAUUGAAGAAAAUGCAAUUGGGGCUGGUAGGGGAAAGGAUGCCCUUCCUUUUGAUUUGCACCUCAUGACAUUGCCAUAUGGAGUGCCUUGCAUGGUGGAGAUAUUUCAUUUCUUGUGUUCCUUAUUAAAUGUUGCUGAGCAUAUUGGAAAAGGUCCCAGGUCAAAUACUAUAGCAUUUUAUGAAGAUGUCCCACUUUUUGCAUUGGGCUUAAUUAAUUCAGCAAUAGAAUUGGGUGGCCCUUCAAUUCACUGUCAACCUAGGCUACUGAGCUUGAUUCAGGAUGAAUUAUUUAGUAAUCUGAUGCAAUUUGAUUUAUCAACGAGUCCACUUAUUCUCUCAAUGGUCUGUAGUAUAGCUCUUAACCUGUAUCACCAUCUGCGAACUGAACUAAAACUCCAACUCGAGGCUUUCUUCUCUUUUGUAAUUUUGAGACUUGCACAGAGCAGAUAUGGUGCUUCUUACCAGCAGCAAGAGGUUGCCAUGGAGGCUCUUGUAGACUUCUGCAGGCAGAAAACCUUUAUGGUGGAGAUGUAUGCCAACUUGGAUUGUGACAUGACAUGCAAUAAUGUGUUUGAAGACCUUAUUAACUUGUUAUCAAAGAGUGCCAUUCCCAUGGACUGUCCUUUGUCUUCCAUGCACGUUCUUGCUCUGGAUGGCCUUAUUGCUGUUAUUCAGGGUAUAGUUGGAAGGAUAGGCAAUGGGUCUGAUGGUUCAGAACCGGCCCCGGUGAAUAUUGAUGAGUAUACUUCCUUCUGGACAGCGAAGUGUGACAGCUAUAGUGAUCCUAACCAAUGGGUACCGUUUAUCCGCCAGAGGAAGCACAUUAAGAGAAGGUUAAUGGUCGGAGCUGAUCACUUCAAUCGUGAUCCAAAAAAAGGACUAGAGUUUCUCCAAGGAACACAUCUACUGCCGGAAAAACUUAAUCCUCAAAGUGUGGCUUGCUUUCUCAGGUACACUUCUGGAUUAGAUAAGAAUCUUAUUGGGGAUUUCCUGGGAAGUCAUGACGAGUUUUCCAUUCAGGUUCUUCAUGAGUUUGCUCAGACUUUUGAUUUCGAAGAUAUGAGUCUGGAUAAUGCUUUGCGAUUAUUGUUGGAAACUUUUAGGCUGCCUGGAGAAUCACAAAAAAUACAAAGAGUGCUUGAGGCAUUUUCUGAGAGAUAUUAUGAGCAAUCACCACAGGUUCUAGCUAACAAGGACGCAGCUCUUUUGUUGUCUUAUUCUCUUAUAUUGCUCAACACAGAUCGGCAUAAUGCACAGGUGAAGAAAAAAAUGACAGAAGAGGAUUUUAUCCGGAAUAAUAGACGCAUCAAUGGAGGCAAUGACUUACCUCGAGAAUUCUUGUCAGAGCUGUACCAUUCAAUUUGCAAGAAUGAGAUCCGCACAACUCCGGAACAAGGAUUUGGAAUCCCUGAAAUGACCCCAAGCCGUUGGAUUGAUCUAAUGCAUAAGUCCAAAAGGACUGCUCCAUUUAUUUUAUCCGAUUCUAGAGCCGACCUUGACCAUGAUAUGUUUGCUAUAAUGUCUGGUCCCACAGUUGAUGCUAUCUCUGUGGUGUUUGAUCAUGCUGAACUUGAAGAUAUUUACCAGACAUGUAUUGAUGGAUAUCUGGCUCUUGCUAAAAUCUCUGCAUGCCAUCAUCUUGUAGAUGUAUUGGAUGCUGUAGUUGUGUCUCUGUGCAAAUUCACAACCCUCUUGAAUCCAUCAUCAGUCGAGGAAUCUGUGCUAGCCUUUGGUGAUGAUGCAAGAGCAAUGAUGGCAACUGUCACAGUUUUUACCAUUGCAAAUAGAUAUGGUGACUAUAUCCGCACAGGUUGGAGAAAUAUUCUGGAUUGUGUCCUUAGAUUGUACAAACUUGGUCUCCUCCCUGCACGUGUGGCCAGUGAUGCUACUGAGGAAUCAGAGCUUUCUGCUGACCCUGUGCAUGGUAAAACAAUUUCAAAUUCUCUGCCUUCAGUUCACAUGCAAUCCAUGGAAACUCCAAGAAGAUAUACUGGCUUAAUGGGCCGGUUCAGUCAGUUUUUAGCUCUUGACAUUGAGGAGCCAAGAUCACAACCCACUGAACAACUUGCUGCUCAUCAACGCACCCUUCAGACAAUCCAAGAGUGCCAUGUUGGCAGCAUCUUUACUGAAAGCAAGUUCUUGCAAGCUGAAUCAUUAUGGGAGCUUGCACAAGCACUUAUCUUGGCUGCUGGUCACCCUCAGAAAGGGAACAGUUUACCAGAGGAUGAAGAUACUGCAGUUAUUUGCCUGGAGUUGCUCAUUACAAUUACGCUGAAUAACCGGGACAGGAUUUUGCUAUUGUGGCAGGGUGUUUAUGAGCACAUAGCUAAUAUUGUUCAGUCAACUGUAAUGCCUUGCUCCUUAGUAGAGAAGGCUGUUUUUGGACUCCUCCGGAUUUGCCAGCGGCUGCUGCCCUACAAGGAGAACCUGGCUGAUGAACUUUUGAGGUCACUGCAACUUGUCUUGAAGCUUGAUGCCCGUGUUGCUGAUGCAUACUGUGAACAAAUUACUCAGGAAGUGGGUCGCCUUGUGAAAGCAAAUGCUGCACACAUAAGAUCUCUAAUGGGGUGGCGUACGAUUACAUCCUUGCUUUCCAUCACUGCUCGGCAUCCAGAUGCUGCUGAAGCAGGAUUCGAUGCAUUGUUCUUUAUCAUGUGUGAUGGGUCUCAUUUGUUACCUGCAAAUUAUGUUCUCUGUGUUGAUGCAGCAAGGCAGUUUGCAGAGUCUCGUGUGGGACAGGCAGAGAGGUCCGUGUGUGCAGUUGAUCUUAUGGGAGAUUCUGUUAGUUGUUUGGUUAGGUGGUCGCAAGAUGCAAAGGAGGCAAUGGGGGAGGAGGAGUCUGCAAAGUUAUCAGAGGAUAUUGGGGAAAUGUGGCUGAGGCUUGUGCAGGGUUUACGGAAAGUUUGUUUGGAUCAGAGAGAAGAGGUCAGAAACCGUUCUCUUUUAUCAUUGCAGAAGUGCUUGACAGGAGUGGAUGGGAUCAAACUUCCACAUGAUCUUUGGUUACAGUGUUUUGAUCUGGUCAUCUUCACCAUGUUAGAUGAUUUGCAUGAAAUUGCUCAGGGGCACCAAUCUAACUAUAGAAACAUGGAAGGGACACUUGUCAUUGCUGUAAAACUCCUUUCAAAAGUGUUUUUGCAGUUACUCCCUGAAAUUGCACAGUUGACAACUUUCUGCAAACUCUGGGUGGGAGUGCUUAGCCGAAUGGAAAAAUAUCUGAAGGUAAAAGUAAAAGGGAAGAAAAAUGAAAUUCUUCAGGAAACAGUGCCUGAGCUUCUGAAGAACACCUUGCUGGUAAUGAAGAGCUGGGGAGUGCUUGUGCAGAGGAGUGCUUCAGGUGGGGAUAGCUUGUGGGAACUUACAUGGGUGCAUGUGAAUAGUAUUGCUCCAUCUUUGCAAGCUGAGGUGUUCCCUGAUCAAGGUCAGGAGCAGUCACUUCAUAAGCUGGACGAAACAGGUUGCGUUCCUUCAAAUGAACCAGUGCAUGCUGAAUGUGCUGCUGGCACUGGAGGUUAACAUUUACAGUGUGUUCAAUAGAACCCAAUCGGUUUGUCGAUACAUGUAGCUGGCACUGGAGGACAUGAGUUGGAGCAUUCGGGUAAUUUUUUCAUGUUCUGGUACUGGAAUUUUUGGGAAUUGACAAAGAUUAAGGUUUAUCAAGAAGGGAAUGGACGUGAUGAAGGUCUCUGCUCACGACUCCAGGCAUCAGAAAGAUAGAGAUUUGGUUAUUUGAAAUAUGCUUGGGAAGAACUCUCUCUUUGGUCCUAAAAUUUUGACCAUAAAAGUUGUAUUUACUUUCCUCGUUGAUGUACAGGACAAAGAAUUUGAUACCUGAACAUUUUCAAGUAGGUUUUAGUUUUACUCAGCAUCAUAAGGUGGAGAAUUGUGAUGGUUUUGCAUGAUAGUAAUACAGUUCAGAUUUAUGUUCACAA